GUUAUCUACAGCUCUGGAUUUGUCUCAUCCUUUCUUAUGAAGUAUUUGAACACAAGAAUUGGAAAGAAACUAACAUAUCUAUUGGGCGCCAGUCUAUCAUUGAGCGCCAGUACUUGGCUUUAUUUUGGUACUUACGACCGCUUCAAGACUCACGAUAUAUACGGAGUGUCCGUUUUAAUGGGCAUUUCUGGCUCUACAAUGUUGAUCACAAGCCUUUCCAUUACCAAUGACCUGAUCGGACACAACACGUCGAGCGGAGCUUUUGUUUUCGGAGCCAUGAGUUUUGCGGACAAACUGUCGAAUGGGAUCGCAGUUAUUGUAAUUGAAAACUUUCAUCCGUGUAAGACAUGCGGAUGUAGUAUUUGUGAUGAUUAUUACCGAAAUAUAUUGACCUUUGUCUGCGGCGGGGCUACUGUUCUAACCCUGAUGGCAUUGGCACUAUUGGCUCCGCACCCGAUAGGUAUAUCCCGAAACAGUCACUCAAUAACACCCGUCAAUACUUCCAAUAGAGAUGAGUGCGAGAGUGAAGACGACGAUAAUAUAUGUGAUAACUCUAUUUCACCGCUCAUUCAUAAUUCGUGAUAUUAUUAGAGUUAGAGUGCAAUCCGUUUAUUAU
Molecule: messenger RNA, 616 nt
Organism: Medioppia subpectinata
Lineage: Eukaryota; Metazoa; Arthropoda; Arachnida; Sarcoptiformes; Oppiidae
Source: the annotation of a GenBank genome assembly